Messenger RNA from Cucumis sativus (cucumber), 1816 nucleotides. RefSeq names its product FACT complex subunit POB3. The transcript has 2 exons. NCBI's taxonomy places the organism in Eukaryota, Viridiplantae, Streptophyta, Magnoliopsida, Cucurbitales, Cucurbitaceae. The coding region runs from base 567 to 1427 and encodes 286 amino acids. The record is from RefSeq and is a predicted model, not a curated record.
AAUCCAAAGAACAUAAGAUUCCCUUUUUUACUUUCCAUUUCAACAACCAAUUUUGAAACCCCAACAAUAAGUCUUUUCGUUCUAUCAUCCUUUUUUCUUUAAAAGAAAAUUGUGCUUUUCAUCUUGUUGGGUUGGAUGAGGUCCUGUACGUAUUGAUUUGUUGAGAGAAAUGGGGUCUAAGAAAGAGAAGAAAUAUAUAUAGAGAUAUAUGGGUCAUCGUAAAAGUUCUAUCAUCGUUUCUUUGGGAUUAUGAUGAUACAUUUUUAAAGCAAAUCCUGAAGAAAAAGAGAGACCCAAAAGAGAAAUUUGAGUGGAUGGGUUUGUUGAACUGAUUCUCGCUCCACCCAACCAUUGAUCGCCACACCACAACCCACCCAUUUGGCUUCUUUCGCUUUGUUUUCCCUUUUUCCUUCUUUUCUAAAAGAAAAAGCCAUAAUUUCAGUCGGUCGUCGUUUCAGUUAGUCAGUGACUGUGGUGGGGUAGUUUAGAUUUGUUCCAAUUGACGAAAGUGGCGGUUGGAUGAAGAAGUAGACCCAGAAAACAGAGGGAGCAAGCGAAGCACACAAAUGGGUUUGAUCAGUAAUCGAGUGGAGAGAAGUGAAAUCAAACCAGGCGACCACAUUUACACUUAUAGAGCUGUUUUCGCUUACUCCCAUCAUGGCAUUUUUGUAGGGGGAAGCAAGGUUGUGCAUUUUAGACCUCAGAGAAACUUGAAUUCAAGCACUGACACUCCCGAUUUCUACGAUUCAAGUUCAAGCAAUCCAUCAUCCUGUCCAAUUUUCCCUGACUGUGGAUUUAGACAGCCAAACAGUGGGGUAGUUCUUUCUUGUCUGGACUGCUUUCUGAGAAAUGGAUCCCUUUACUGCUUUGAUUAUGGAGUCCCCCCAUCAGUUUUUCUUUCCAGGGUAAGGGGUGGCACUUGCACCACUGCAACAUCCGAUUCAUUUGAUAUGGUUAUUCAUCGAGCAAUGUAUCUUCUUCAAAAUGGAUUUGGAAACUACAAUGUGUUUGAAAACAACUGUGAGGAUUUUGCUCUAUAUUGCAAAACAGGUCUUCUGAUAGUGGACAGGCUUGGGGUUGGAGGAAGUGGUCAAGCUUCUUCUGUCAUAGGUGCUCCCUUGGCUGCCAUUCUUUCCUCUCCUCUAAAGUUGCUAAUGCCAAGUCCUGUAGGCAUGGCAGUGAUGACUGCUGGAAUGUACAGCAUGAGUAGAUAUGCGACAGACAUUGGUGUUCGAACUGAUGUGAUUAAGGUGGCAGUGGAGGACUUGCCUCUUGAUCUCGAGUCUUUCAGCAGCAAAGAAGAAGAUGAAGACGAUGAAGACGAUGAAGACGACGAAGACGACGAAGACGAUGAAGACGAUGAAGAAGAAGAAGAAGCACCCGCCACCAAGAAAAAGAAAGAUUCUAAAAUGCUUGUGGUCAGGUGAUUUCAACUCCAUUUUCUGGUCGAUGAAGCUGCUUCAUAAAAAUUAAUCGAUUCGUGCCAGGUAUACAAAAUAGCAACAUUACGGUUCAAUCCUCAACUCCAAACUGCUCAUCUUCUUUCCUUGUUAUAGGUAUCUCUUGUGGUUGCACACUUUUAUUUUAUCCUGUAUGAAAAUGGUGUGUGGACUAGCCUGAUCAUUAAUAUUUGGUAGUUGGUCAGCUACAUCACUGUCAAAAUCCAUCUAAUGGAUGCACAGACUCAUAACCAACAUACGUCUGUCUCCAUUAGACUUGGAUGGUUUGUUUUUUGUUAUUUUAACAAAAUGUUUGAUUCAUGUGAUUCUAUCUUACCAUCAGAAAUAAAAAGCUAGACUAAUGAGACUUCAAAAUU